GGAAAUGAUGAGAGGGCACAGAGAUAAAUGGCGCGCGAAGCGCGCCGAAAAUUUGGCCACACCCCUUUUUAGCGUUCGUAUAGUGCACUAAAAUAGCAUUUUGCGUAUUUUAAAGCAACAAAAUCUUACAUUUUCAACAAUGAUUACUAUAAAAUGAGUGUUUUGCUUCUGUCUACUUCUUAUUUCUUGUACAUUUACUGCUGUGCAAUGUAUUGUAAAUGAUUACAAGGUGGUUAAUUUUUAUUACUAGGUGGUAAGUAAUAAAACAAACAAUGAAUAUCAUUAUCUACAACAAUUGAUGGGGGGGCCCAGGCCCCUGUAGGCCCCCCCUCAGAUACGCCCCUGCUAAUAUGACAUCUCAAGAUUCAAAUGCUGAAGAUGAAGACCAAGAUUCCUUGAGUAAUGACACUGAUGAAGGAGAAGAGCUUUCAAUGAGUGCUGCAAACAGUAUAGAAACACAGACACAUACUGUCACAGCUAAUAACAAAGCAAAAAGAGUUGCACCUAUCAAGGGAACUGCUACUACUAAAGUUGAUGCCUCUGUUACUUCUAAUGCUAAGAAGGCUGUGAGGUCUAAAGAGACAGCAAUCGCUGUACCUACUACUAGGAGUGUUAGAUAUAAAGAGAGAGUUUUACCUAUUGAAGAAAGUGUUAGAGCUAAAGAAAGUGUUAGAGCUAAAGAGACAGUUGAACCCACUACAGAUAUUAGUACUGCAGCCAAAGAGAGCAAUAGAACUAAAGGUACUAUUAUGGAAUUUUGA
Messenger RNA from Amphimedon queenslandica, 761 nucleotides. RefSeq lists its product as uncharacterized. The coding region runs from base 351 to 761 and encodes 136 amino acids. The record is from RefSeq and is a predicted model, not a curated record. The transcript is spliced from 9 exons. Lineage: Eukaryota; Metazoa; Porifera; Demospongiae; Haplosclerida; Niphatidae.